This is a messenger RNA of Emiliania huxleyi CCMP1516, 334 nucleotides long. RefSeq lists its product as hypothetical. The transcript has a single exon. The annotation marks the transcript as partial. The record is from RefSeq and is a predicted model, not a curated record. NCBI's taxonomy places the organism in Eukaryota, Haptophyta, Isochrysidales, Noelaerhabdaceae.
GCUGUGGUUCGAUCGGACCCGCUCGGCCGAGGCGGCUCAUUCGCUCGCCGAAAGCAACUUCAGGCUCGCCGCGCUUUGCGCGGAGCGGCUGUACCAGGGCUGGUGGAUGAUGUUCGAGACGGCGUACGGCGCCGGGUGGCGCCCGCCCACCGAGCCGGACGAGGAGAAGGACGUGUGCGACCACCAGCGGUUCGCCUUCUUCGACCGCGGCCACGACUGCUGCAGCGGCGAGAGGCCCAAGUUCGACUGGGACCCAACCGAGCUACGCGAUCGGAUGGAAAAGGCGCUCGAAGAGCCGUGCACAUGCCUCAAUCUUCGCGUUGUCGGCGAGUGA